This is a messenger RNA of Leishmania braziliensis MHOM/BR/75/M2904, 504 nucleotides long. RefSeq lists its product as hypothetical. NCBI's taxonomy places the organism in Eukaryota, Euglenozoa, Kinetoplastea, Trypanosomatida, Trypanosomatidae. The transcript has a single exon. The record is from RefSeq and is a predicted model, not a curated record. The coding region runs from base 1 to 504 and encodes 167 amino acids.
AUGGCAAAGUCUCGUACCACAUCCGUGAAGAAGUCCCGUGCGUGUGUCACUCCGCCGCCGCCACCAGUCGUGAAGUCUGUCAGCACGAUCGACGACCUUCAGCGGCAAGUUACGUCACACGCAGGCUCUGCGCUGCUCGUCGUAGUGAGUCCACUGGAUGCAGCCACUACGCACGCAGUCGUCGAGGCGAUUGAGAAGCUGAAUAGCAACCGAUCGGCUUUGCUGGCAGACACCAACAUCGCUGUGUGCUACGCUCUUUCGGCGACUGCGCCGGUGUGCCACUCACUUUGCGUGACCGCCACCCCAUUUGUGCAGAGCUACGCCUACGGCGAAGUCGUCGGCGAGUUCAUUGGUAACAACACGGAGAAAAUGGAGUUACUAGCGAAGAUGGCCGCAACGCAGGCCGCUGUGAAGGCGGCCCAGCUAGCCGAGGAGGAGAAGCAACGACUGGCCGCCGCAGCGGUGGCACAGGAAGAGGGUGCUGAUGUUGCUGCUACUGCGUAG